Limanda limanda (common dab) is the source of this 927-nucleotide messenger RNA. RefSeq names its product homeobox protein DBX1-like. Gene Ontology annotation, biological process: regulation of transcription by RNA polymerase II; cell differentiation in spinal cord. Lineage: Eukaryota; Metazoa; Chordata; Actinopteri; Pleuronectiformes; Pleuronectidae. The transcript is spliced from 5 exons. Gene Ontology annotation, molecular function: DNA-binding transcription factor activity, RNA polymerase II-specific; DNA binding. Bases 1 to 927 code for a protein of 308 amino acids. The record is from RefSeq and is a predicted model, not a curated record.
AUGUUUCCGUGCAGCGCGCUGCCGCCUCCUCUCUACCCGGGCUUGCUGCCUCCUCCCCCGGGCUUCUCCUCUCCGCUGGCCCGCUCCCUGCGCUCCGGCUUCCUGGUGGAGGACCUGCUCCGGCUGAGCCAGCCCGGGUCCUACCUGCACCGGGGUCUGUCCUCCAGGGGCCCCGGGGACCUGCUGCACCGGGGCCCGUCCUCCAGGGGCCCCGGGGACCUGCUGCACCGGGGCCCCCCCGGGUCCAUGCAGACCUCCUGCCCGGACUCCGGGUUCCUCAAGUUCGGCGUCAAUGCGAUCCUGGCCCCGUCCACACGGAGCGUUCAGAGUUUCCAGAAGUCGUUUCCUUUACCUUUCUUUGACGGAGGUCUGCAUCCGUUCAUCAGAGCCACUUAUCUCACAGCCUCCUCCUCCGUGAUCCCCGUCCCGGGAACCUUCUCCUGGCCCCUGCCCCCCCGAGGGAAGCCCAGGAGGGGCAUGCUGCGGCGGGCCGUGUUCUCCGACCUCCAGAGGAAGGCGCUAGAGAGAACCUUCCAGAAACAGAAAUACAUCAGCAAACCAGACCGGAAGAAACUCGCCGGUAAACUGGGCCUCAAGGACUCGCAGGUGAAGAUCUGGUUUCAGAACCGCAGGAUGAAAUGGAGAAACUCGAAGGAGCGAGAGCUGCUGUCGACCGGCGGCUGCCGCCAGCAGACCCUCCCCACCAAGACCAACCCCCACCCCGACCUCACCGACGUGGGCAGCGCCACCUGCUGCCACCGGAUCGACAGGACCCCCCCCGACAGCCAGGACUCACACCUGCACCACCACAGUCUUCGUCGUAAUCAUCACCUUCUUCAUCAUCAUCACAGCCCCUCGUCUCCGUCGGAGUCCAGCAAACAGUCGGAGCUCUCGGAGUCGGACGGGGAAGAGAUCAACGUCUCGUAA